AUGCUACUCUCCCUGCUCUUACUCGCCUUAUCGCCUCUGGUCCAAGUCCAAAGUCUGACCACAUCCGAUCUACGCUCUCGAUCGAUAUACCAGGUCCUCACAGAUAGAUUCGCCCGUUCAGACGAUCAGAUAACGGCGUGUGAUCCCGCUGAGAAGAAACAUUGCGGAGGGAGUUGGAAGGGUAUAGAGAGGAAAUUGGAUUAUAUACAAGGAAUGGGAUUUGAUACGAUAUGGAUAUCACCGGUUGUAGCUAAUAUAGAUGGAUUAUAUGAUCAUGAAUCGUAUCAUGGAUACUGGACAUCGAAUAUCUUUGAGCUAAAUAAGCACUUCGGUACACCUCAAGAUCUACUUGAUCUUAGUGCUGCUAUACAUGUACGAGGGAUGUACCUCAUGGUGGAUGUGGUCGCGAACCACGUAGGAGUAGAGUCGAAAGAUGCUUUCCUACCUUCUCAGAGGUAUGGACCGUUCAAUUCGCCUGCGGACUUCCAUACGUACUGUUCGCCAGAUUGGGAUGAUCAGUGGGAUGUUGAAAACUGCUGGUUAUCCGAAAAUAUGCCCGACCUCAACACCGAAUCCCCACACGUUAUUGCUUCUCUGUACAGCUGGAUCCAAGAUCUCGUUAAGGUAUUCCACGUUGAUGCCUUGAGGAUAGAUACUGUUAAACAUGUCCGGAAAGAUUUUUGGCCAGGUUUCGUAAAAGCUGCUGGAGUGGUGGCUAUGGGCGAAGUUCUACAUGGAGAUCCAGCAUACCUUGCGCCGUAUCAGAAAGAAAGUAUGACUAGUAUAUUGGAUUUUGCGACUUUCUUUCAUAUCAGACGAUCUUUUGAAACUCCCCUCGGCUCGAUGACGGAAUUGGUAGAUAUGAUCACCAAAGUUCAUAGACUAUUUCCUGACCCCACCACUCUGGGAUCUUUCCUAGAUAAUCACGACUUCCCAAGGUUUGCUGGAUUGACAGAUGAUCCAUCGUUGAUCAAGAAUGCCGCUGUAUAUCCAUUUGUCAAUGAUGGGUUCCCGAUAUUCUACCAAGGGGGAGAACACGGCCUUCGUGGUGGACAUGAUCCUUUGAACCGAGAAGCGAUGUGGUCAUAUGGAUAUCCCGAAAUAACGAACGCAUACGCUAUUAUCAAAUCAUUAAACGAAGCUCGUCGAUCUGCAUUCACGUCUCAUCCUGAAUUUCUUACGACAUUGAUGAAACCUUAUCAAUUGGGUAAUCAUACCAUCGCAUUAUCCAAACCACCUUUAUUAUCCGUAUUGACAAAUUACGGAUCAUCCGUACCAGCCACUGGAAUACAUUUGAAUCCUGAACAAACAGGAUAUAAACCAUUGUUACCAAUUAUCGACGUAUUGUCCGGACAGAUAUUUUCGACAGACCCUAGAGGUGCAUUGACAGUCUCGCUCGUCAAUGGCGAACCGAGAGUAUUCCUGCCUUUAUCGGUACAUCGAGGAUUAUCAGGCAAAGCCGCAUGGCAAGCUCUACCCAACCAGAUCGACUUAGAGAUGACGAUGAGAUUACCUUCUCCGGGGACUGAAAGAGGUCAUAGUAUGAGACCUAGCUUGAGUGGGUUGAUUGGAUGGUGGUCGAGUAGCAGGGGAAAGUUCAAUGAUGUAUGA
Molecule: messenger RNA, 1611 nt
Organism: Kwoniella botswanensis
Lineage: Eukaryota; Fungi; Basidiomycota; Tremellomycetes; Tremellales; Cryptococcaceae
Exons: 12
Coding region: 1-1611 (536 amino acids)
Biological process (GO): carbohydrate catabolic process
Molecular function (GO): alpha-amylase activity; calcium ion binding
Source: RefSeq, a predicted model, not a curated record